AUUCACACUUCAAAAUUAUUGUUUGAACAUGUGUUUUAAAGUUUGUAAUAGUAGUUAAUAAAUUUAAAAUAUUAAAGAAAUGUCUUCUGGUUCUGAUAGUGAAUCUGAUAAUGAGAGAACCACUAUUUCUAGACUUGGUGACUGCGAAGUUUGUGGUUCAAAUCAAGCCCUUUACACUUGCCCUAAAUGCGAAGUUAAGACUUGCUGCCUUGAUUGUGUUAGAAUACAUAAAAAAGAACUGAAAUGUAACGGCAUUAGAGAUCGUACAAAAUUCAUACGAAUUAAAGAUUUUAAUGAUACCGACUUGUUAAGCGACUAUAGGUUGUUAGAAGAAUGUGCGCGCUUUGUUUACUCAGUCAAAAGGGAUGAAAAAAAAAAGUACACAAGGAUAGAUAAAGAGUUACCACUUCAUUUGUACAAGCUGAAAAUGGCAGCAAGAAAGAGGGGUACAGUUCUACAGUUUCUGGCUGCAAACUUUACCAGACAUGCUAUAAACACAACUAAAUACCAUUUCAAGAAAAAUAUAAUAACUUGGAGGGUUGAAUGGAUUUUUCCAAAUGUUGACACAAAACCAUUAAAGUUUACUGAUGAUCAAUGUCCUGAACAGAAGAAGUUGUCUCAGCUUUUAGAUAAAUAUUUGAAUCCAGAUGCAAUGCCAUUUGACGGAUCUAAAGAUCUUGUUUAUUAUAAAUCUGCUGGGUUUAGUGGAGUAAAAGUUCUAUUAAAAGCUGAAAAAGUAAAAGGUUCAAACAAGAAGUUCUUUGAGUUGGACACAACGGAAACUUUGGCUGAAAACUUAUCAGGAAAAUGCAUUAUUGAAUUUCCUAUAAUAUUUGUUGUACUGAGGGAUCAUGCUUAUAAUUUUGAGAUUAUAACACCAGGUGAAGAAUUUGAUCUCAUACAGAAUAAAAAUACAAAUGUUGAAGCAAAAAAUAAAAAAGUAACUGAUAAAAUAGACAUAACAAAAGUUAAGGGUAAUGCAAAUGAUGUAAAAGGUAAAGAAGAAGAGGAGGAUGGUAAUUACAGGAAGAGGCCGCGAACUUUAUUGACAGAACAGAUUGCCAUUGAAAAGGAUAAGGAGAUUGAAAGAGAAAUCAGAGAAGAAAAGAAAAAGAGACCUAAAAAUCUUCUUUUUACAACUGGUUACUCAUCAGAGGAGAGCAUAAGUUGUGGCAGUGAAGAUGAAAAUGAGAAAUAA
Vanessa atalanta (red admiral) is the source of this 1198-nucleotide messenger RNA. Its product is annotated as box C/D snoRNA protein 1. Gene Ontology annotation, cellular component: pre-snoRNP complex; nucleus. Gene Ontology annotation, biological process: box C/D snoRNP assembly; snoRNA localization; maturation of LSU-rRNA from tricistronic rRNA transcript (SSU-rRNA, 5.8S rRNA, LSU-rRNA). The transcript is spliced from 5 exons. Bases 80 to 1198 code for a protein of 372 amino acids. Lineage: Eukaryota; Metazoa; Arthropoda; Insecta; Lepidoptera; Nymphalidae. The record is from RefSeq and is a predicted model, not a curated record.